AAACUAAGUGAACGGAAGUAAAUUGAUGGCAUUCUGGGAUACUAGAGUAACAUUUCGGAGAUGAAUUUCCUGUGUCGGGGCGUUAUCGUAGAAACUUUUUAAGUUAUAGCAAAAAAUAAUGCACAAGAUGCCCUUUUUUAAGAAGAAAGUGAAAAAGCCAUCAGAGUGUACUGAUAAUGAUGGUGGAUCGUUAUCUAUUGGAAUGCCGUUCAAUGUCGUCCGAAACUAUCAUGUCAACUUUGACGCUUCUAAAGGAGAAUUCUUGGGACUCCCUCCAUCAUGGAACGAGUUGCUAAAAAAUUCAAAUCUCACUCAGGAGGAACAGCGGGACAACCCGGAAGCGGUGAUCAACUCGAUCAAGACGAUGAAGACAUACCAGAAGUCGUUCAGACAGAAGAACUCGGCCAAUUACGCCGGCAAGUUCCUGAAGAUUGCCACGACGAUCCGCGAGUCGGAUGAGCUGCUGGACGGAGACGAUUCCGAGAGUGACCGUGGCAGUGGGGAGGACAUUGCUGAUGCAUCCAUCACCGAGCCCGAGCCAGACUACGCCAACACAGAGGUCUUCACAAAGGAUGUCGACGACAAGAAGGCAGAGGAGAAACCAGAUACGACCAUAGAAAACCAUAGUCACGAAGAAACAACACAGCCAGACGGGGGCACCAAAGAAAUCACUGAUGGUGUCGCCGAUACAAAAGUGUCCGAUUCUGAUGAAGAAGUGCCCACACGUCGACCAAAGAACAACAAACCUACCCCAAAGUCCGAUGAGGAAAUCAACACAGAAUUGCGUAAGAUUGCCACGGCUGGGGACCCUAAUGAGAAAUACAUCAUUCAAAAGAAACUCGGCUCAGGGGCGUCGGGGAUGGUGUGUAUGGCGAAACAGAAGUCUGAUGACAGCGUGGUGGCCAUCAAGAUGAUGGACCUGAACAACCAGCCGAAGAAGGAGCUGAUCAUCACGGAGAUCGAGGUGAUGAAGGAGUACCGCCACAAGAACAUCGUCAACUUCCUCGACUGCUACAUGAUGGAGCACGACCUGUGGAUCGUCAUGGAGUACCUGGACGGGGGGGCGCUCACUGACGUCGUCACGGAGACCAUCAUGAAGGAGGGGCAGAUCGCGGCCGUGUGUCGGGAGUGUCUGACGGGGCUCAAGUUCCUGCACGACCGCAACAUCAUUCACAGAGACAUUAAGAGUGAUAACGUGCUGCUAGGGAUGUCCGGCAACGUCAAGCUCACAGACUUCGGCUUCUGUGCCCAGCUCAGUGGUGACCGCACCAACCGCGACACGAUGGUCGGCACACCCUACUGGAUGGCCCCGGAGGUCGUGUCCAGGAAGCAGUACGGUAACAAGGUAGACAUCUGGAGUCUGGGCAUCAUGAUCAUUGAGAUGCUGGAGGGGGAGCCUCCCUACCUGAACGAGACGCCACUGAAGGCCAUCUUCCGGAUCGCGACGAAGGGCAAGCCUGAGAUAAAGGAGGAUAAGCUGAGCACGGAGCUCAAGUCGUUCAUCCACGCGUGUCUCGAGGUGGACGUCGACCAGCGCGCCACCGCCGACCAGCUGCUGCAGCAUUCCUUCCUCAACAAGGCUAUGGACCUGAAGACGCUGAAACCGCUCAUACUGGCUGCCAGGCAGGCCACCGGACACUGAUGUGUGCUAACACCACACUCGCAACCAGACACUGACUUCUUUUAAUGCCAGACUCGCUAUCAGAUAGUGAUUCUAGUAACACCAGACUCGCAACCAGACACCGACUUCUAUUAAUGCCAGAUUCGCUAUCAGAUAAUGAUUCUAGUAACACCAGAGUCACUAGCAGACAGUGAUUUAUAGUAACACCAGAUACACAGUCUAUUAAUAUAAACAGUCAUUGAUUCACUUAACACCAGAUUUGCUAUGAGACUUUGGUGCUGUUGACACCAGACUUGCAUCCGCACAUUUCUUAAUACCAAAUAUACAAUGAGACAUUGAUUUCUUAAUACCCAAUAUACAGUGAGACAUUGAUUGUUUAACACUAGAUACAGGGCUUGAAAUAGGAAGUAAAAUGUGACCUGCUGUGAUUUGUUUUUAUAAAAGCAUGCCAAUAAAAAUGUGACCUGCUAAGAAAAAAUGUGGCCUGCUGGAAAUAAGACAGCAUGGUCUAAAACAUGGAUUGCUUUACACAGCCUGCUAUUUCAAGCCCUGCAGAUAGGCAGCUGGUCGUUGUUCGUGUGAACACCACACACGUAAUCGAAAUCUUAAUCCAAAUCUUAAUCCAAAUAAACGUCAGAUAGGUAAUCCAACUUGAAGCCAGAUUGUCAGCUGGACUGUAUAACCUUCCUGUGUUUUUUAUACAGUCUGACAAUCCGCCUGUCUUCUCAUUUCUUCCAUUCACUCAGGUGGCUAUUAUUUAAAUGCCUUGUCAUACCGGUAUCUGCUGAAUGAGUCAGGGGAGAUAACUCUAUUCGGUUUCCAAUUUGCAGACAUACCUGUUGUUUUGCCAUUAGUUUUAAUACAGUGAAAAUUCUGCAAAAGUAAAACCACUGGUAUGCACUGGCAAAUUAAAUAUAAAAAACAACACAGUAGGUUAAUCUUUAAUUUUUAUUGUAACAGACAUUAUUAAUAGCAAGAGCUGGGGAAGCCGGUCAUUGGUAGAUCUGACAGACUGCGCAAUUAACACACUAUAACAAGCUUUGAUGUAUGGGUAAAGUCUACAUGGACGCUGUCUGUGAUUGAAGAAAACGGUCAUUGCAAACUUGUCUAGGUCACAUUAUACGAUGUGGCGUAACUCGACGGUCGUGUCGUGCGUAUUGAAAAAACCUGUCUGCAACUGAUAUUCAGUCGGCCCGAUGGUAUUUCACAUGAACAUGUGUGGUCAUAAACAGCCGUCUUAUAGUGUGAACAGGUCGUGGCUCAUGACGCAAUGCAACAAUCCAGUUGAGUUGCUUCGUAUCAUGUGAUCUAGACUUUAAAGUGAUUUGAUAUUUAAGUUUAACCAACUCUGUAUAUAAUAUGUAUGUUGGUGAAACUGUUUUCUAUUUAAGGUAUGAGAUGUUUGAUUUCCAAACAGAAGAACUAUGAUUUUGCUACCCCAAUUUUUUAUUAAUCUUCCAAAUGUCUUGAAUUGGUUAGACCAUACUCCGAAGCGUGAAUCAAACGUAAGCUGGUAUGUGUCAUGCUGAAGUAACUGAGUGCGUGAAAGUGGUUGAAUCAAACUGAUCUUCAGAUAAACAAGUCAAAACUAAUGUUUAAUGCAGUAUGUAUCAUUUGUUAUUACUACACAAUUUAUUGGUGCUUUCUCAAAUAUUUCUGCCAAAAUAUCUAUGUGUUUGCAAGAUUAAGUUAAUUUUUCUAAUUAAGUAUUGAAAUGCUUAGACUUCUGUCUGUAUAUUGAUGGUUUUAAAAAAAAAUCCACUGCUAAGACUAAUUUACAUUAGUGAUUGUUUUAAGCAUGCAGAACUGUUGGAAGCUGGGGGUCAGGUUAGAGGGUUUGUUGGCAAGCCUCACCUCACCACACUUUUCCAACACAUGACUUAUAAAGCAAUAGAAAUGUUUAAAAUAUCACACAAUACAUACUGCUGUUUCUGUAAGUAGUGAGUAGCCUUCGGUUCUUAACACCCGUUUAUAUGUAUUCCCAAGUGGAUUUGUGAGGUACAGGGUCCUUCCAACACGUGUCCUUAUUUUGAUGUUCGGUGCUUUUAACAAAUAUUGCAUUACAUUCACCGACUGUUUGUUUUUUUAGUCAGCAAUAAACAUUGUGGGCCGAA
Gigantopelta aegis is the source of this 3735-nucleotide messenger RNA. RefSeq names its product serine/threonine-protein kinase PAK 1-like. Gene Ontology annotation, molecular function: ATP binding; protein serine/threonine kinase activity. The coding region runs from base 119 to 1642 and encodes 507 amino acids. Lineage: Eukaryota; Metazoa; Mollusca; Gastropoda; Neomphalida; Peltospiridae. The transcript has 7 exons. The record is from RefSeq and is a predicted model, not a curated record. Gene Ontology annotation, biological process: regulation of MAPK cascade; intracellular signal transduction; protein phosphorylation. Gene Ontology annotation, cellular component: cytoplasm.